This is a messenger RNA of Diaporthe batatas, 198 nucleotides long. RefSeq lists its product as uncharacterized. The record is from RefSeq and is a predicted model, not a curated record. NCBI's taxonomy places the organism in Eukaryota, Fungi, Ascomycota, Sordariomycetes, Diaporthales, Diaporthaceae. The transcript is spliced from 2 exons. Bases 1 to 198 code for a protein of 65 amino acids.
AUGGACAGGCUGACUGAAGUGGACGACAACCUGGGGAGGGAUGAGGCUGAGGACUGUGAAAGCUUUCCAGGCCUGCGAGGCCCUCACAUGCCCAAAGCGGCUAGGCCCAGCUGGCCAAGUCUCAGACUCUCGGUGCCGAUGGCGCAACAUACCAGCGAGCCCACUGGCCCGUCAACCAAAGAGCCAGCGACCGGCUGA